ACACAUUGACAGGGUUCUGUAACGUGUACAAGAGGAGUUACACACAAAACCACGAUGGUAAACGAGGUUGUGAUUGUUUCUGCGGCUAGGACUCCAGUUGGAUCAUUCAUUGGAGCCUUCUCAACAGUCCCAGCUCAUGACCUGGGGGCAGUUGCUGUGAAAGAGGCUCUAAAUAGAGCAAAGGUCAAACCAGAAGAUGUCUCAGAGGUUAUCAUGGGUCAGGUGUUAACAGGAGGCCAGGGUCAAAACCCCGCCCGUCAGGCCAGUAUGAAGGCUGGAAUCCCCCAUGAUGUACCUGCCUGUGGUGUUAACAUGCUGUGUGGGUCAGGUCUCAGGGCAGUCGUCCAGGGUUACCAGGCUAUCAGUCUGGGAGAUUCCAAAAUUGUGGUUGCUGGUGGUCAGGAAAAUAUGAGCAUGGCACCUCACUGUGCUAACUUGCGACCAGGUGUGAAAAUGGGAGAUCAAACUUUUAUCGACACAAUGAUGAUAGAUGGCCUCACAGAUGCCUUCAACAGUUACCAUAUGGGCAUUACAGCUGAAAAUGUAGCCAAACAGUGGGGUAUUUCCCGUGAGGCUCAGGAUGAAUUUUCUCUUCAGUCCCAACUCAAGUGUGAAGAAGCUCAGAAAAAUGGCUGGUUUGACAAAGAACUAGUCACAGUCAAUGUACCAGUCAGAGGAGGAUCAAAGGAAGUGAACAAGGAUGAGUACCCCAGGUCAGGAUGUACAUUAGAAGGUUUACAGAAGUUACGGUCGUGUUUUAUCAAAGACAAAACGGGCACCGUCACCGCUGGAAAUGCUUCAGGUAUCAAUGAUGGCGCUGCAGCCUGUGUAUUAAUGAGCAAAGAUGAGGCCGCUCAAAGAGGAGUUGCUCCCCUUGCUAGGAUUGUAUCAUGGGCUCAGGCUGGUGUAGACCCAGCAGUCAUGGGCACAGGACCAAUUCCUGCCACUAAGAAAGCACUGGAGAAGGCUGGUUGGUCAAUAGGAGAUGUGGAUCUGUUUGAGUUUAAUGAGGCUUUUGCAGCGCAGUCUCUCGCUGUUGUCAAAGAUUUGGGUGCAGAUCCAAAGAAGGUGAACGUGAAUGGAGGAGCUAUAGCCCUGGGUCACCCAAUUGGAGCAUCAGGAGCCAGGAUCCUCGUUACACUGUUGUACGCUCUGGCGAGGACAGGUGGCAAAAAGGGCGUGGCAGCUUUGUGUGUGGGUGGGGGCAUGGGCAUUGCUGUGUGUGUAGAGCAUUUGUAAACAAAAGAUUGUAAUCACCACCAUCAUUCCAGCUCACACAUUUUAUAAAUUUUAAUCAUAGCAAAUAUCCUGGUUCAUUGCUAUUUAUUGAAAGGCCUCGAAACAACAUCAUUUUGUAUAUAAAAUUACAAGCAUAUUUAUUUUCACCAUUUGUUCUGGUUUUAAUAUGAAGAUGUGACCAAUUUACAACACUUGUAAUAAUAACUAUUGGAGUGUUUGCCAUGAGAAAAUUGCUGGCAAAGAGUCUUGCACUCUCUUUCUUGUCAUUUUAGUCAAAGAGCAGCCAAGUAAAUCAAACUUUUAAUAUGGUGAUAUAUAAAAAAACCUGCUGUAUUUCACACAUGGUGACGGCAACCAGAACUGGUUUCUGUUCUGUGUUAUACUCAACUACUUGCACAAGAUAUCAGCUGGUUUGAUUGUAAAUCUUAACUUUGUUACCAUUUAUAUUGUUCUUUAGGUGACUUGAGCAUUGGGGAUAUACAGUAUUCCAUUGUUUGUAUAUCGUCUUGGAAAUGUCUAAAAAAAUGUCAACUUAUUGUUUUUUUUUGUACCAGCUAUGCAUACGUAUAUACAUGUAUACAGUUCAUGUCUUAGCAUGAAUCAUGUGUGAAUCGAGAUCAGAAAAUAAACAUGCGAAAC
Messenger RNA from Liolophura sinensis, 1878 nucleotides. Its product is annotated as acetyl-CoA acetyltransferase-like. NCBI's taxonomy places the organism in Eukaryota, Metazoa, Mollusca, Polyplacophora, Chitonida, Chitonidae. Gene Ontology annotation, molecular function: acyltransferase activity, transferring groups other than amino-acyl groups. The record is from RefSeq and is a predicted model, not a curated record. The transcript is spliced from 9 exons. The coding region runs from base 55 to 1239 and encodes 394 amino acids.